UGAAAAGAGUGUCUGAAAACCGAGUGAACAACUCCAAACGCAACAUCAAUCCCGAGUGUAAUCCCAAGAUUUUCAGAAAUCCCCCCAAAAAUCACCACGAGCCCCUCAUCACCAGGAAAAAAAGGCGGCUGUUGUCCCCCAGGUGUGUCCCCCCAGUGUUAUAUUUCUCUUUAUUCAACGGAAUAGUCAUGAAUUGGCAGAGGGUGUAGAAAGUCGUACGAAAUAUCCAGAGACCAAGGAAAAUCGCCAUUCGGGAUACGCGCCAUCUGUAUAGUGAGCCACCUAAUUCCUCUAUUUUAUCCUCUAUGGGGUUGAUGCGUGAUCAAAGAUACUUUUUUUCAAAAUAAUCGAGAUGUUUUUCUCCACUGCUCAAUCAAAAAAAAAUACCCCAAUUCCUGAUUAACCUGGAAUCAAUAUCGAGAUAUUUGUGAUUGAUUAUUUUAUAUCACUGGUAUACAAGAGUCGUUUAACCCCAUUCGUUGGACAUGAGUGAGCAAACUACAUUUAUUGGUGAUCCUGAUGACAAGAGGAGUGAAAAUUCGAGAGAGACUGGGAAAAAUGGAAUUUCCUUAGAUGAUAAUGUAGAGCUCAUCGAUGGGAAGAGUGUGAAGAAGAAGAAUGAUGUUGGAAAUGUUUCUGGAGACCCAAAACGGAGUAAAAAAUCUACAGGCGAACGGUCAACAGCCCCCCAGGAGUCGCCACCACGAGGAAAAGUGGAUCACAGCUACAGCGACAUCCACUCGACCCCAGAGAAGCUGUCACCCCCUGUGAAAACCUUAACAGACCUGAAGAAGGUCCUCCCAAAGCUCAAAAUUCAUCCCCCAGAGAUGAAAACUUUGAAGGACCUGUCCUCACCCCAGGAGCCCGUGAUCCCCGGGAAAUCACACCCCAUACAUACUCGAGAGCAGUUGAAAAACUACUGCAGAACCUGCGCAGGCCUGAAAAUUCCCCUGGUCGACAUUUUUGGUGAGAAAGGCCAGCAGAUGCGCCUGAACCAACAGAUGAAACAUUUAGAACAAAUCGACGAGCACGAUGGCCUCUCAACCCAGAUGUGCAUGGACUGCAUCUGCGACUUGAAGAUGAGCUACAAAUUCUUCAUGCAGAUAAAGAAGGCGCAGGUGAAGCUGAAGUCACUGGUGAGCAUUGAGGAGAAGUCGAGAUUAUCACCAGAUGGUCCAAGAAAGAAGUCAACACCAGAGCCCCUGAAACUUUCUACAAAGUCACCCACAAAAUCCACCACAAAACCGCCGACAAAACCCCUUAGUGAACCACCUCCAACGCCAUCUCCUCCAUCUGCUCCAUCUCCUCCACCUCCUCCACCUCCUCCACCUCCUCCAGCUCCUCCAGCUUCACCACCACUUACACCUCCACCACCUACGCCACCUCCACCGCCAGCGCCACUCUCACCACCCUCUCCACCUUCUCCAACCUUGUCACCUCCUCCACCAUCUCCACCCUCACCAUCUCCACCCUCACCACCUCCUGCAUCUCCUCCAACUUCUUCCCCUCCUGCUCCACCCCCGGCAUCAUCUCCACCCUCACCCCGAGCCCCUUCAGAGACCGAAUCCAUUGAGGAAUUCGACCCAGACGAAAAUCCCCUGGACACUGACGCCCUAGAGGAAUCAGAAAAUCUUGAUAAGUUGAAAAAAGAGUCACUUGAAAUGGAGGAAUCCGACCCCGAGCAAAUUUCCAUCGAUCUACCACCACAGGACACAAAAGCAGAGACACUUUACCAGUACGACACAGCCCUCAACAGUUACAUCAAGCUGGAACCGAGCUUGUUGCCUGCAGCAGCUGACCUGGAGGAGCUGGAGGAGCGAGAGCGGGUGAAAGUCGAAGAGAGGGACUCCGACAGUUGUCAGAGUCAUAAUUCCCUGAAGAGACGAGGAAGAGAUUCACUGGAGUGUCAGAGCUCGUCAGAGGGUGACCCUGUCCUCAAAUCGAGUGAUCCAAAGCUGCAGAAGCUAAUGGGAAGUCCUAUGAACGUUGCACCCUCCAACGAGGCGGGGAUUAUGUACGUGACUGUCAAGGGAGCAAAACCCAAUGAACUGCUUCUGGUGAAGGUCAAGAAGAUGGACAAAAAUGGAGAUAGGAAGGAGGAGAGCAAGGUGAUAAUGAUGAAGAAGCCCUUCGACCUGAAGACUCUUAAAUCCGGGGAAAAGAUUUUGAAGGCCUUCAAGUCGACCGACCCCCCGAAGGAAACUGUCAGGGGUGCAAUUAUCGAACAGCAGAUAGAGCAGUAUAAGAAAAAACGAGAGCAGAUCCUGGGAGGCACUGUUGGACUGCCAAAUGCCUUGAAAUUCGAGGAUGGAGCUGUGAGAUUCGUCAAUCCUGUUCAGAGAACACCAGAAACCUCAGAUGACGUGAAGCACGAGUCAAGUGAUGAUUCCAAGGGGAAAAGCAGAUUCAGAACGUACAGCUCGAUGGACUCAGAGGACAAUCGUCCCCUCUCGACCAAGGAAUACCUGGUGAAAUUUGCGAGGCUCAAGAGAAAGUGGGAGGAGGCCAAAGCCAAGAAGGCAGCUCUCCAGGAAGAGCUCAGUGCUUCCUACAGUGAGGAUAAUCUCGAGAAACUCACGAGAAUUCUCGGCGAGAGGGAGAAAAAUCUCCAGGAUUUUCAAGAUUACCUCAGACAAAGGAAAAUAGUAAUAACAAAGCUCAAGGACGAUGACAUAAUAUCCCUGUACGAGGGGAGAAGUAUGCUGAGUGAGCUGAAGAAAAAAUUUCCUGAUCUUAUCGACGUGGACAUGCCAGUGGAUGGUGUAACAGACACAAACUUCCUGGACUGCGACUACUGUAUUCAGACAUUUUCAUCUCUUGAUGUUCUCGAGGAGCACCUGAAGACCCACGACUUCAAGCUCAAUUUCUUCUGCGAGGACUGCGGCGAACAGUUCACCUCCAAUAAAAGUAAGAGAUCGCACAAUGUCACGUGCAUCAAGAAAUUAAUCUGUAAAUUUUGCGAUGUCAUGCUGGAAUCAAAAGGUAAAAAACGCCAGCACGAGCAGAAGCAUUGUGACAAUAUUUAUGGACAGCUCUGUGACAUAUGCGGUGAGAAGUUCAAGCACCAGGGUACCCUGGAUCAGCACAUAAAAACCCAGCACAUGAGCUGGGAGAAAGUCUUCGAGUGCCCCAAGUGCCCGAAGAAAUUUGCAUUCAGGCAAAAAUUGAGUUUUCACCUCAAGACAGUUCACACAACCAUGAGGGCGUACCUCUGUGAGGAUUGUGGUGCUGAUUUCAAGAAUCCAGCGUCGCUGAGACACCACAGGAUCAGGAAGCACCAUCCAACUGGUCACAAGAGGGAGUGUCCAGUGUGCCGCAAGAUGGUACCAUUUUACAGUCUUUCCAAGCACAUGUACACCCACAAAGCGUACACCAUUCAGUGUCCACACUGCGACAAAAUGUUCAAGAAUUCCUCGACGUUGAAACAACACGUGAGGAUUCACGAGGAUCAGCGUCAAUACAGAUGUGACACCUGUGGAGUUGGAUUCAACAGGAGAGAUGGCCUGCGACUCCACCUGAGGGUCCACCAGAAAACUGACAGCAGAGCCCUGAAGGAGUGCUCCUGUCAGAUUUGCUCUGAGAAAUUUCCCAAUCACUCGAUGCUGGUUAUUCACAGGAACAGGGUCCACAAGGAUGGUAAACAGUACACGUGUCAAAUCUGCAACAGAUCUAUGCUGUCGACGAGAUCACUGGAGUGGCACAUGUCUCAUAUCCACAAUGAGACACCACCUGGUGCAUCGUUGGAGGACGGUGACAGCAACUCCGACAAGAGACGAGUGACGUGCAAUCACUGUCUCAAGACAUUCAAGACUGAGAUGAUUCUCAGGACACACAUUAAGAACACACACAUGGAGAAAAAUCCAGUGAAGUGUCUGGAUUGCGAUGAGACAUUCACAUCAGAGGUGAGAUUGAGGCAUCACAUGAUGGUAACACACAACCGAUUGGAGGGUACACUCACCUGUCCCCACUGUCCCAAAAGAUUUGUCAAUCAACUGAGACUGAAGACCCAUAUGAUAUCACACUCUGAGGACAGGCCAUUCACCUGUGAGAUCUGUGGAUUCAACUUGAAGACUAAAAUACAGCUGAUAAAGCAUCACCAGAACAGACACAGCGACGAGAGACCACUCCAGUGCAGAUACUGUCCCUGGAGGUGUAAACAGGUAUCAGCUCUUGUCUGUCAUGAGAGGACACACACCAAUGAGAGACCCUACGCCUGUAUUGUAUGCAAGCAGAAGUUCAAGUAUCUGGGGGACAAGAACAAGCACGAGAGGAGGCACGAGAGUCUUGGUGGAUCUGGAUUUAAGAGAAUAGUCAGUGGACGAAAUGCCAAGAAGGGAGACGGAGAGGAUGAUACGUCUGAGGAGCAAGACCACGAUCACGAUCAGGAUCACGAUCAGGAUCACGAUCAGGAUCACGAUCAAGAUCACGAUCAGGAUCACGACCACGAUCAGGAGUUGGAGCAGGAUCAGGAGCUUGAUCAGGAGGAGAUCGAGCUGGAGAUGGAUCAGGAGUACGAGAUCGAGGGAGAGCUGGGGGAGGAGUUCGAGGAGGGAGAGGAGUUCGAUUCCGAGGGGCAUAUCGUCAAGUUCGAGACGCAGCAGGUCGAUGGGGAAUAUUCACAGGAGUACCAGCAGGAGUAUGAGACAUCCAGGGAGGCAUCAGAGGCUGCUGAAGUUAUUAUGAGUAUGGAAGAUGCUACUGUUUAUACUGAAGAAGUAACUGCUGAUAAUAUUGAAGCUGCUGAGAUGAUCACUGAUGAUAUCAUGACCAGUCAGAUACUUCAAAGUGGGACUGUCGUUCAUAUUCAGCAGCAGGACGAUGACGGAAAAAUUCAGGUCAUUCCUGUUAUGCUAUCAUUGCCUGAUCUCGGUGAUACUGGGACUGAGGUCAAUCUAGCGACUGCUUCUAUCAUGUAUAAUAGUGGGUAGACACUCAAAUUUUGAGGUCUCAGGAUGUGAAAGGGGUAAUUAGGAGUGAUGGCAUUGUGGAGAUGCUUUUGGAUGAAUUUGAUAUACUUGAGAUAUUUGUUGUCUUGAAAUUAUUCGUGGAGAAA
Fopius arisanus is the source of this 5053-nucleotide messenger RNA. RefSeq lists its product as uncharacterized. The transcript is spliced from 2 exons. Gene Ontology annotation, molecular function: DNA-binding transcription activator activity, RNA polymerase II-specific; RNA polymerase II cis-regulatory region sequence-specific DNA binding; zinc ion binding. Gene Ontology annotation, biological process: regulation of transcription by RNA polymerase II. Gene Ontology annotation, cellular component: nucleus. Bases 486 to 4928 code for a protein of 1480 amino acids. The record is from RefSeq and is a predicted model, not a curated record. Lineage: Eukaryota; Metazoa; Arthropoda; Insecta; Hymenoptera; Braconidae.